UAGAGAACCUAAAAAUAAAAUGGUAAGUGGGUGUCUUGUGCGAGGCCCAUAAAGAGUGGUUGCUGGGCCUGACCCUAGCCUUCUCUACAUUCCUUUUCCUAACGUCGGCUGGAGCAAGGGGGAGCAGGUAGGUAGAGUCGACUAUACAUCCAGCAUCGCCGCCCCUCCAGGUCCAUGGUACCAACUCUCUCUAAAGAAAUUCAUUUUUCUUCUGGUAGAAAAAAAUUGUGUUAAAAAAUGUAGUUUUCAUGAUGCUCUCCUUCGAUUAUGAUGUUUGCUUUCCGCCGUGGUGUUGUUUAUCGUGUUCUUUAGCAAUUGCUUUCUUCCAUUUAUUUCCAACUGCAAGUGGGUUGAGAAUUUUGACAUGAACUUGUUUCUUUGUAAGCGUGUUUUAAGUUGUUUUCGAUAUUUAUUUGAUAAUUAUUGGAGUUUAUGAACUUUGAAAUUAUGGGUUUGAAACAAGGCAGUUUGUUGAUCUGAUCAUACGCUGGGUUAGUCUAAUUUCUAUAUAAUUUUAGAGGGUUGAGGGUUCUAUACUCAUUUCUAUAAGGAAUUUAAAACUGGGUUUUGAACUAGUCUCCAUGAGAAGUAUUGGAAGAGUGUCAAAUCGUAAUAAACAGGCUUGUUGAGACUUGAAAAAGUUUGUAGAUGAAUCAAUGUUGUGUUGAACUGGAAGACCAUAUGGAAGCUGCAACUUAAUGCUUUAUUGAAGUUUGUGUGAAUGGUGUAGCUACAGCGUUUCCCUUUAAAUUCUUUCAAGGGUUUCAAUUCGAGAGAGUAUUAUAUGUGACUUGUAUGUCUUUCUUUGUUUUUGUGGGUUAGGAGAAACUUAGUAAGAUGGUUGUGAUCUCUUAAUGCUUCUUCUAUUGCUUAUAUUCUAAAACAGAAUUAUAGCUGUGAAAGACUAAAGGCUUGAUAAAUGGGUGGAAAUGGAUUCUGCUUGCUAAUACUCGGCUAGAUAGAGAUAGAAUGGUUUUGAUAGUGAAGAAUAAUCUAUUAUCCACACUAUCUGAUCAAGUAUUUCAGUUUGGGAGAUGUGCAGACUGUGGUUAUUCAGUUUAUCUUUCCAAUGUGAUUAUUUGAUAUAACCUCUAUAAUCUGUUUAUAGAUUUUGAGUAAUAGCUGCAGUUUCUUUUAUUAUUUUUCUUUCUCUGUUUGUUGUAUUCAUACCAUGUGACAGACUGAUGGUAUAAUCUGUGGCCCCUUGAACCUUUUUUUCUGCUUUUCUGAUAAUAUUGUUUUUCUUGGACUGGAUCCAUGUCAAUGAAUCUAUAAUGACCAA
Messenger RNA from Rubroshorea leprosula, 1282 nucleotides. The record is from the annotation of a GenBank genome assembly. Lineage: Eukaryota; Viridiplantae; Streptophyta; Magnoliopsida; Malvales; Dipterocarpaceae.